CUUUUUAAAUUGGUUUGCUAUCAAGUCAAACAGUUAGCCGUUACAGCUCUCUCAAAACCUUAAAAAACGAUUUAAAAAUAUAUAUGUGAUAUAUUUGACAAUCGGAAGGUCCACAUCUGUUCGUUGAAGCUACUCUUACUACAUUAUAUCUUUUAUCUCUUAAGUAAGUCACCAUGGGCGAAGUGGAGCUGUCCUGUCGGGCCUAUGUGAAGAUGUACCUGCACGCCUGUCUGUUUCCCCGCUGCAGCAUCAACGGGCUGCUGUUGUCGUCGAGCGCAGCGGGCGGCGCUGUGUGUGUGACGGACUGUGUACCGCUGCUCCACUCCCACCUGCCCCUGGCUCCCAUCACUCAGCUGGCCCUCACACAGGUGGAUGUGUGGUGUUCACAGACUCAGCAGAGGAUAGUGGGAUACUAUCAGGCCAACGCCUGCGUGUCAGACAGCAGCCCGACUCAGUGUGCACUGAAGAUAGCUGAUAAGAUUUCUGAGCAGUUUGACAACGCAGUUUUGUUAAUGCUUGAUGGCAGUAAGAUGUCUUCAGACUAUCGGGUUCCUCCCAUCGUCAUGUACGAGCGCAAAGAUUCAAGAUGGAUGCUCAAAGACAAACACACGAUAAUGCUGCGACAGUGGGAGGAGACUCGGGCGAUAGCCAGUCAGCUGCUGGAGUCGGGCGAUCACUCGCUAUUGGUGGAUUUUGACAGCCACUUGGAUGACAUCACAAAGGACUGGACCAAUCAGAAACUGAAUACCAAGAUAGCCGAGCUGGCCUCGCCGGCCAACGGGAACAUCUAGAGGAAGUAGCAGCAGUUUGUACUCCAGAUCCAGAUUUAUUUAUGUUCUCACCCGUCAUCAUGUGAUUUUUAUAACCGACACAAACACGCAGAGGUUAGGUUUAUCUUUAAUGCAUCUUCCACUGAACAGGGACAAAACAUUGACAUGCAUAAAUAACAUAAUAUUUACAGCUUGGUAGAUCUCUGCAGUCUUUCCCCCCACUCAGAGUGCCUUGUGGUCCAGCCCAACACCUGACUAUUUAAAGGAAAAAUUCACCUUAAAAACCCCUUUAACACUAUUACAAUGCACCUGUGGUCCUGUUUUCCUCUUUUGUUGCUUUUUAAAUGUUGUUUUAUGUUCAUCACAAACUCCAGGGGGUGGAAAAACAGAACAAAAAACCUCUUAAAAUGCAAAAGCAGUGCAGUAAGUUGUAAAAACAAAUUAAUUGAAGCUCAAAAUGUUUGGUUGAGUUGUCAGGUUGAAGAUCAAGAUGAAGGUGGUAGUUUGUGCCAUAUUUUUGACGACAUGAGUCAAAUGUUGAAUGGUUAAAUUCAUAAAAACACAGUAGUUUGAUGAUGCGAGACAGCUUAUAAAACGAAAUAUAUAAUAAAAAAAUAGACCAGAAAGUAGUGUGACAUUUAACCUAACUGUCCUCAUUUCACAUUUUAAAUCAUAAAUAUUUUAUAACACACUAUAAUGUGAUUGUAAGCAGAUAUAAUGACAUUUUUAAUUGUUUAUUUAUGUAUUUUUCAACAAUAAUAAUUCCACCUGAAGGCAGCCGAGAGCAUUUUACUCAUUCGUUAAUGAUUUUUUUUUUUUUUCAUGCUGAAUCACUUCUUUUCCAAGAAACUAAUACACUUUUAUAGUAAACACAAGAUUUAAAGUGGUGCUUCUGCACGAUUCUUUGUGGAGUUUUACAGAUCCGUCAAUUUAAUAAAAUAAUCAAUUAGUCGACCAGUCGAGGACAGCCCUACUUCAUAGUAAACAUUAUAUUUGCUGACAAGUACUGUGCAUUGAUAAACACUUAGAAAUAUCCUUUAUAGCUGCAUACAAGUACAUUAUAGUGUGUUACAAGCAGUUUAUUAAAUGUUUAGUGGUUAUUAAUGCUAAAAAAAAGGAGGGUUAAGAACAUUAGAGACGCUGUUAAAAAUGUAAAAAACAGAAUUUACCUCCAAUUGAAUUCAAUCACAAAACAAUGUAUUUUAUCAAGAGGAAAUCAUCAACUUUUGCAAAUAAGCAUUUCCUGUAUUAGGAAACAGACACAUCAAACUGAACCACCAACACGUCUGACAACAAAAACAAAUCUGAGCUGCAGCAGACUGAAUUUACUGCAAGACUUUUGCAUGAAAAUUCAGGAUGUUUUCUUCUUCUUCUGUAUGCCCCUAACCUUAACUUGCAUAACAACAGUAAAACAUUUAAACUAAAACUAAAGCAUUGUCAGAACACUAACCCCUAGUCUUUGUUUUAGAGGUAAGUCAAAGGUAAACUUGGUACACUGAUUAAUUUCUCACAUAAUAACACAAUAAAUGCACCGAAUGUCCAGAACGGAUGAUUUCUAACAGUGAAACAGAAGUAUAGAAGGUUGGAUUUUUCCUUUCCUGCUGUGUUUUUGUUCUUCUAAUACAUCAAUAUACAACCUGGAACCCACAUUUGUAAAUGUAUCAAUGUUUGUAUUUAACUACAGAAGCCUAACAUGACAAAAAAAAUUAAGACAACUACCCUCGACUAACCGACGUUAUAUUAAAAAAGUGAAAAGUG
Molecule: messenger RNA, 2528 nt
Organism: Centropristis striata (black sea bass)
Lineage: Eukaryota; Metazoa; Chordata; Actinopteri; Perciformes; Serranidae
Gene: emc9
Product: ER membrane protein complex subunit 9
Exons: 6
Coding region: 174-791 (205 amino acids)
Cellular component (GO): EMC complex
Source: RefSeq, a predicted model, not a curated record